AGAUCUCCAUCUUCACUUCUUUUUGGUAUCAUGUGGUACACUCAUUUGUCUAAUGGUAAAAUUAUGCCUAUAAGACAUUGGUGUAAUCAAGAUGAUAAAUUAGUAAGAUAUGGCUGGUUGUCACAUGAUGGCAGAAAUUUUGGAGAACAUGAAAUCAUAGACAAUGAAUAUGGAAUAAUAAGUAGCUUUGUCAAACAUCCUAACAAAUAUGGUGGAGAUUGGACUGUCAAGAUCAAAAUACAAAAUCUGCCCGGGACUUCCUUUAAUCGAUCCAUUUCUCUUAUAGCAUAUAUUUUCCGUGAACCAUCCCCAUCAAAUCAAUCAUCUCUAACGAAUUCUACGUUUUUGCAUAUCUCAAAUUCCGUUGAACCCCACCACGUCAUUACUGGAUAUGAUUAUACGAUCGGAAAACAUUUUAAAAUUUCCAUGAAACACAAGACAGAAAAUGAUGAUAAUCACGUCGCACUAUAUGGUUCUCGUGUCGGUUCCGCUGACACUUUAACAUCGCAUGUUUACGAUCAUUUGCAAGUAAUGCGUUCCUCACGCGGAAAUAUAGUUGGAUUACCUCAUAACAUCGAAGAUGGCGGAAACCUAGAAAACGAAAAUGGCAGAAAUUUUGAUUUUGUCGCUUAUCAGCUAAUCGCUAGCCAAUUACCCGUAAAAAUGGAAAUGACAUUUAGAAUCUUAGAUUCUGAUAAAACACAAGUUUCCGCGAAGGAAAAAGAAAAGGAAAUCUUGCAGGCAAAACACGACAAAUUAUUUGUGGAAUUUAAACGAAAAUUUGAAACAAAAUUCUCAAAAAUUUACGGUCCUAAAGCUGGUAACCAAUCAACUUUCAGCUCUCCAGAGGAUCAAUCAAUUUCUAGAGCCGCUUUUAGCAAUCUUAUUGGGGGAAUCGGAUAUUUUUAUGGAACUUCAUUAGUCAGUUUUACCCCGACUACUUCAAGUGACGAUGAAAUAACUCAAAGAAAUAAAAAAGAUGAACCAAUCUACUCCUACUUCCCUUCCCAACUUUUCACUGCCGUCCCAUCCCGUUCCUUCUUUCCCCGUGGAUUUUUAUGGGACGAGGGUUUUCACCAAUCGAUUCUCAGCAAAUGGGAUCAUGUGAUCGUCCGCGAUUGCUUGGCUACGUGGUUCGAUCUCCUUAACAAAUACGGAUGGAUACCUAGAGAACAACUUCUCGGGCCCGAAGCCAGAUCGGUUGUUCCUCGAGAAUUUGUUGUACAAAGGGAUGGAAAUGCUAAUCCUCCAACACUUUUUUUGGCACUUGAAAAAUUGAUUUUGGCUCGCAAAAAUCUAAAGGACACAGAUGGAAAGGUUGAUGAUACAAAAUUUUGGAUAGCUAUUUUCCCCAGGGCAUUGGCUUGGUACGACUGGUUUAAUGGCACCCAGACAGGUCUUUCCAGGGGCACUUUUCGUUGGCGCGGUCGAGAUCCCUGGACUAAGUUGGAACUUAAUCCACGAACUUUGACAUCGGGACUCGAUGACUAUCCCAGGACCUCACACCCAUCGGCGCAAGAGAGGCAUUUAGACCUCAGGUGUUGGAUGACUUUCGGGGCUAAAGUGUUAGGCAGUAUAGCUGAGCUCUUGAAAGAGAUAAAACUUUCCAAUCAUCCUCUAUCCCCCUCAAUAACUACAUUGCUUGCUAGGUACAAUAAGGAUAUCAUCCGUGUUGCUAAAGCUGCUUCCUAUCUGAGUUCAGAAGAGGAACUAGUGAGACUACAUUGGAAUGAAAGGGAACAAAUGUUUUCGGAUUAUGGAAUUCACGCGCCAAUAGUGAGGCUUGAAAAAGUUGUCAUAGACGGUCAUGUGGUUAGGGAACAGAGAAUUAUCCCGAUCGGCGCACCUCCCCUCAGCCUUCGAUUCGCCGGCAAAGAAACUUUUGGUUACGUUUCUCUAUUUCCUUUUAUCUUCAAACUUUUAAAUCCGACAUCCACUAAGUUAAACCGGUUAUUGACUCACGAUUUACCCGAUCAUGAACUUCUCUGGACCAAUUUCGGUAUUCGCUCACUAUCGGCUUCCUCUAAGGUUUAUUACAAAGUGCCUAACACGCAAAAUGAUCCACCUUAUUGGAGAGGCGACAUUUGGAUCAACUUGAAUUACUUGAUACUCUCAGCUCUCAAGCAUUAUUCCCUGACAGAAGAAAAUGGAAGCGUUGAUCCCAAACUAUCUGAAACUAAUAGGAUUUUGGCAGCAAACCUUUACAAUAAGCUUAGAUUUAAUCUUGUCACCAACAUAUUAACUCAAUACAAACGAACAGGUUAUAUUUGGGAAAGAUAUGAUGACCAAACAGGGAAUGGUAAAGGUGCUCACCCAUUCACGGGUUGGUCCGCCCUAGUCACUUUAAUCAUAGCCGAGAGUUAUUGAUUAAAUAAAUUUUUUUAAAUAUUUUUAGGAUAUCUUUUUUUUUAAAAAAAAGUCCUACUAAUGAUUAAUAUAAUGGUCCAUUAUUUAAAAAAAAAUAUACACUUAUAAUUUAUGGAUUCGAUUAGUAUCUUGAAAAAAAAUAUAUCCAUGCUCAUUAUAAAAACUCAUUUUAGAUCAUAAAUUUAUUUCUUUCUAUAGAAGAGAUUUUUAAACUUAUCGAUAAUUUUGUUAUAUUAAUAAUUU
This is a messenger RNA of Gordionus sp. m RMFG-2023, 2610 nucleotides long. RefSeq names its product mannosyl-oligosaccharide glucosidase-like. Bases 31 to 2367 code for a protein of 778 amino acids. Gene Ontology annotation, cellular component: endoplasmic reticulum membrane. The transcript is spliced from 13 exons. Lineage: Eukaryota; Metazoa; Nematomorpha; Gordioida; Chordodea; Parachordodidae. Gene Ontology annotation, biological process: protein N-linked glycosylation; oligosaccharide metabolic process. The record is from RefSeq and is a predicted model, not a curated record. Gene Ontology annotation, molecular function: Glc3Man9GlcNAc2 oligosaccharide glucosidase activity.